This is a messenger RNA of Haliotis rubra (blacklip abalone), 2391 nucleotides long. Its product is annotated as sodium-coupled monocarboxylate transporter 1-like. Gene Ontology annotation, molecular function: symporter activity. The transcript is spliced from 16 exons. The record is from RefSeq and is a predicted model, not a curated record. Gene Ontology annotation, cellular component: membrane. Gene Ontology annotation, biological process: transmembrane transport; sodium ion transport. Bases 425 to 2002 code for a protein of 525 amino acids. NCBI's taxonomy places the organism in Eukaryota, Metazoa, Mollusca, Gastropoda, Lepetellida, Haliotidae.
UAUUCGCGAUUGUGCUCUCAGUCGUACUAUUUGUCCCAUUCUUCUACAAACUGGGGAUAACAAGUGUCUUCCAGGUAAAGUUUCAACAUGCAAACAUGGAUAGAAUAUCUGUAUCCAAAGUAUAUUCCAGGCAAAGUUUCAACAUGCAAACAUGGAUAGAAUAUCUGUAUCCAAAGUAUAUUCCAGGCAAAGUUUCAACAUGCAAACAUGGAUAGAAUAUCUGUAUCCAAAGUAUAUUCCAGGUAAAGUUUCAACAUGCAAACAUGGAUAGAAUAUCUGUAUCCAAAGUAUACUGUAUUCCAGGUAAAGUUUCAACAUGCAAACAUGGAUAGAAUAUCUGUAUCCAAAGUAUAUUCCAGGUAAAGUUUCAACAUGCAAACAUGGAUAGAAUAUCUGUAUCCAAAGUAUAUUCCAGUAUCUGGAAAUGAGGUUCAACAAAAUUGUUCGGACAAUGGCGGUGAUACUCUUCAUGUUCCCAACUAUUAUAUACGUGUCGUUUGUAUUGUACGCCCCUAGCCUUGCAUUCAAUGCAGUGACAGGACUUGACCUUUGGGGUUCGGUCGUUGCUAUAGGUGCUAUAGCUACUAUUUACACAACACUAGGUGGCAUGAAGGCUGUGUUGUGGACUGACAGUUUCCAAGCGGUGGUGAUCCUUGCAGGCUUGCUGGCAGUGCUCAUCCAAGGUUCCAUGCUCAUGGGCGGCUUCAGUAACGCUUGGGAAAUUGCUGCUAACCGGUCUAGGAUCAACUUUCAUGAUUUUGACCCCGACCCUACAACUCGACACUCCUUCUGGUCUAUAGUGUUUGGUGGUGGUUUCGUCUGGCUGAGUCUCUAUGGCGCGAGCCAGGCCCAAAUCCAGAGAGCACUCUCCUGUCCGACCCCAAGGAAGGCUCAACUGGCUAUGUUGAUAAACUUGCCAGGACUUAUCUUCAUCGUCAGCCUGUGCUGCAUGAUCGGCAUCGUCAUGUUCGCCUUCUACGCCGACUGUUACCCGUUAAAAUUCAACAACCUCAUCUUCAGCUCAGAUCAGCUGCUGCCUCUGUUUGUCAUGGACACUCUCAGCCAGUUCCAAGGACUGCCCGGAGUCUUUGUCUCGUGCAUCUUCAGCGGAAGUCUGAGCACUCUGUCAUCCACCCUGAACGCUAUGGGCGCCGUCAUACCACAUGAUCUGAUCCAACCGUUUUGCUGUAAGAAACUGUCUGACAGGAGUAUGACCAUUCUCUCCAAGGUCACGGUGUUCGUUAUGGGUGGUGUGACAAUAGCUUGUUCAUAUGGCGUGGCUCAGUUGGGGAGCGUCCUUCAGGCAACGUAUGCUGUAACAAGCGUCCUGGAUGGGCCUGUGUUCGGAAUCUUUAUUUUGGGAAUGUUCUUUCCGUGGGCGAACUCUUGGGGUGCCAUAGUUGGAUGUCUGACGUCUCUCGCGAUUAUGUUAUGGAUCUGCAUAGCGGCGUUCGUCAAUAGAGCAUUCAAUGCCAUUCCGUCUGCCGUGUCUGUUAUGGGCUGCAACUGGAACAUCACAACAACGACGAUGACAACGAUCGCUACCACAAUGUCCACCGUGAACUCAACUGCAGCUGUUAAUCUCCCCUUGACGUCAAAGUCAAGUGACCCCUUCUAUCCGUUGUACACGUUGUCGUAUCUGAACUACACAGCGACGUCGGUUGCAAUAGUGGUGAUUGUGGGGCUCAUCGUCAGCUUCAUCACAGGAAGAACGGACCCCAAAAGCCUGGACCCACGUCUCAUAUGCCCUCUAUUUGACUGCCUCUUCCCCUGUUUGCCAGAGAUGAUCCUCCGACCUCUCAGAUUCGGAGUCAAUCACGAAGGGAAAUACGACGUAGAUGCAACUCCAGAGGUAAAUGACAAAGCAUCAAAGAUGCCUGAGAUGACUCCAUCUUAUGCGGCUGAUCGGAAACAGGAACAUGGUGAUGGCAAUUUUCCAAUCAAACAUGGCGUCACCAACAUGGCAUAUACAGAUAAUGACAUAAUUUCUGUUCAUCUGUGAUACAUGCAGAUGUGUCCGCUCUAACUUGCAAGCAGUAGCAGUCUUUGAUCUGUGUAUCCUUUAGCGGUUCUUGUAACAAGACGGAUAUCUUGUUAGCUUGUUUAAAUAGGACCGGUGUUUACCUCGAAACAUAACACAUAGCUGAACUAAUUUUUCUUUGUAUGUUGACUGUCUUUUAUAUGUCUUGUAUUACCAUUGGUGGUUUAUGCAUGGCGGUAAGAAAUAGAUAAGUAUGUGCUAAACUGAUACCUAUUAAACAGAAACUUAAACUUACAUUCUACUUGAAAGAUUAAACGGCCUAUUGAAUAUACACAUACUAACAUAGUUAGUCCAUAGUCCAGAUUAGUUAGUAACUUAUAGUCUGUUUGCCGUGAAAACGUACCGGUGAA